AUGUGCGAACAAAGAGGGAGAGAAGCUGAAUGGUAUUUCAAGCAUCAAGAAGACAAACAAGGCUUGUGUCCAAAUGUAGCUGUAUUAGGAAAUGUUACAUGUCCCUGUGAUAAGAAUUGUUCCAAUGACAGUGACUGCUCAGGGCAAUUGAGAUGCUGUGAUACAGGAUGUGGACUCCAAUGUGUCUAUGGAGUAAGAAGAGGCUUCUGUCCACUAAAUGAUCUGCCAAAUAAAGAAGAUGAAAAAGAAUAUCCAAAAUGUUUUAGUGACUUUGAUUGCUUUAAACCUGCUAAGUGCUGUGAUCGAGGCUCAACAAAAGAUUGUCUGCCUGCAUCAAGAGAGAAGCCAGGAAAAUGCCCAGGUGUCGCUGAAACAAAACCAGCAAUUCUAUGCACUAGUGAUUAUGAUUGUCCAAAUAGUCUGAAGUGCUGUUCUAACUAUUGUGAAAAACCUGUGAAAGUGACACUUGCAGAUCCACUGAAUUGA
Staurois parvus is the source of this 486-nucleotide messenger RNA. The record is from the annotation of a GenBank genome assembly. NCBI's taxonomy places the organism in Eukaryota, Metazoa, Chordata, Amphibia, Anura, Ranidae.